AAUGACUCGAGGCUCUCUCUCUCUCUCUGUCCGUGUGCGUCCGCGCGCGGCCUAUUGAGAAGCUCCUAAGAGAACGGAACAACGUGCCGCAGCUCUCGUCUAGUCUGCUGUCCUCUGUCUCAGUCGUGUUUCUGUACGGACGCGUCCUAAACGACCCGCCGACGAGUCAUCAUUAUAACAAUAAUUCUCGUCGAGAGGCAUAAGCAUCUAAGCUGCCGAACGAUACGCCGUCCUCGCGGUCGUUAAACUCUUGACUGAAAAGUUUCGAUUGUUAAUCGACCGCCAAAAGCGCGCCAGCAACUCUGUGUACAAUCUCAAGUCACUUUCGCACGUGAAUCCACGAAAAAUAAAAAAAAACAUGACUCGAGCAAAAAUUGAACUUGGUGAUGUCACACCCCACAACAUAAAGCAACUGAAAUUAUUAAAUCAAGUUGUGUUUCCUGUAUCUUACAAUGAAAAAUUUUACAAAGAUGUUUUGGAAGCUGGCGAGCUAGCUAAAAUAGCUUAUUACAAUGACGUUGUUGUUGGAGCUGUUUGUUGUCGAGUUGAUACAUCAGAAAACUCACGCCGACUGUAUAUAAUGACACUAGGAUGCUUGUAUGCUUAUCGCAGGCUUGGUGUUGGUUCAGUAAUGGUUAAACAUGUUCUGGACUAUGUUGAAAAAAAAGGAAAUUUUGAUUCAAUUUUCUUACAUGUCCAAGUAAACAAUGAGGGGGCUAUAGAUUUCUAUAAAAAGUUUGGCUUUGAAAUUGUGGAAACAAAAAAGUAUUAUUACAAAAGAAUUGAACCAGCAGAUGCACAUGUUCUACAAAAAACACUGCGAACACACAAUCCCCCAGCUGCUCAGUAGAAAUUGAAUCAUUUUACCAAAAGCGUCUAGGCCAUUUAUCAUCAUCUCACCAUUCUUUAUUUUUACAACCAACCAUCUACUGUACAAAUUGAAUAAAAGAUAAUAAUCUUUAUUAAAAUUUGUUGU
Trichogramma pretiosum is the source of this 976-nucleotide messenger RNA. It is a transcript of the gene san, whose product is annotated as probable N-acetyltransferase san. Gene Ontology annotation, molecular function: acyltransferase activity, transferring groups other than amino-acyl groups. Lineage: Eukaryota; Metazoa; Arthropoda; Insecta; Hymenoptera; Trichogrammatidae. The transcript has 4 exons. The coding region runs from base 359 to 850 and encodes 163 amino acids. Gene Ontology annotation, cellular component: NatA complex. Gene Ontology annotation, biological process: mitotic sister chromatid cohesion. The record is from RefSeq and is a predicted model, not a curated record.